This is a messenger RNA of Glycine soja, 1559 nucleotides long. RefSeq lists its product as uncharacterized. The record is from RefSeq and is a predicted model, not a curated record. The transcript has 3 exons. Lineage: Eukaryota; Viridiplantae; Streptophyta; Magnoliopsida; Fabales; Fabaceae. The coding region runs from base 75 to 1040 and encodes 321 amino acids.
AUUGAUUUUAUUUUGUUUCCUGUUGUAGCAUAUAAAAUGCUUCCAUCUUCUUGUUGUUGGCAGUGAGAAGAAAAAUGGGAGGAAGAAUGCACACGAAAUCAGACUCGGAGGUUACGAGCAACAGCAUGGAGCAGUCGUCACCGUCGCGUUCCCCUCCGCGGCGGCCACUCUACUACGUGCAGAGCCCUUCGAACCACGACGUGGAGAAAAUGUCGUACGGUUCAAGCCCCAUGGGUUCCCCACACCACCAUUUCCACUACUACCUCUCUUCCCCCAUCCACCACUCCCGCGAAUCCUCCACCUCUCGCUUCUCCGCUUCCCUCAAAAACCCUCGCAGCAACUUCUCCUCCUCCUCCUCCUGGAAGAAGCUCCACCCACACCCCAACCCCGACGCCGGCCUCGACGACGACGACGACGACGACGACGGCGACGACGACCUCAACCACUUCCCCCGCAACCUCCGCCUCUACUUCUGCUUCUUCCUCCUCUUUCUUCUCUUUUUCACCCUCUUCUCUUUGAUCCUAUGGGGCACCAGCAAGAGCUACAAGCCUCGAAUCAUUGUCAAGAGUAUAGUGUUCGAGAACUUGAAUGUUCAGUCAGGAAACGAUGGAACUGGGGUACCCACUGAUAUGUUGUCGUUGAACUCAACGGUCAGAAUUUUGUAUAGAAACCCAGCCACUUUCUUCGGCGUUCAUGUCACUUCUACCCCUCUUCACCUUAGCUAUUACCAGCUUGCAAUUGCCUCUGGCCAGAUGCAGAAGUUCUAUCAAUCGAGGAAGAGUCAGCGGAAGUUGGCGGUAGUGGUGCUAGGACACCAGAUUCCUCUCUAUGGAGGAGUGUCAGUUCUUGGAAAUACUAAAGAGCACUUGGAGAACGUUGCAUUGCCACUAAAACUGACAUUUGUAGUGAGAUCAAGGGCUUUCAUCUUGGGAAGAUUAGUUAAGUCUAAAUUCUAUCGAAGAAUCACAUGUUCUGUCACUUUGCAUGGCAACAAACUUGGAAAACAUCUUAAUUUGACGGAUUCAUGUGUCUACAAGUGAUAUAUAUUAUUCCCUCAAUCCUUAAAAUGGUUCGGACAUGCUAUCACUUUAUCACUUGUGAAGAUAGCUGGUACAUUUUUGGCUCGUUUUUCUUAGUUUUUUAUUGCCCAUCAUCUAGCAGAACGAACUUGUCCUUUUGUCUCCGUAAAUAUCUGAACGCCAAUUUUAAUGUAAUAUGUGUUCAUUUUGAUUCCUUUUCUCUUGCUGGUCCUGCUCAUACGCAAUUCUAGCUGCUAUGACCAUGUACUGCCAAUUUCAUCCAGCCUAGUAUCUCGUACAGUUCUGUUUAAAUCUAAGCCCAUCAAAUAAUGGGUGGCCAUACGGGAUAUAUGUUACAUGGUUUGCCAUUUAAAAUAAGCAAACAGGAUAAAAGAAAAAAAAAAUAGGAAUUGCGUUCACUAGAGUAAUGAUUUUAUUUUGCAUAUGAUAGCUCAUAAUGCAUAACAAGUUUUGUAUUUUCUUUGGCUUGUAAAUUGUAGUUUGUUUUACUGCCAGCUGAUAUAGAAUCCAUGUUUGUCU